This is a messenger RNA of Galendromus occidentalis (western predatory mite), 1056 nucleotides long. RefSeq names its product mitogen-activated protein kinase ERK-A-like. The transcript is spliced from 6 exons. Bases 1 to 1056 code for a protein of 351 amino acids. Lineage: Eukaryota; Metazoa; Arthropoda; Arachnida; Mesostigmata; Phytoseiidae. Gene Ontology annotation, biological process: protein phosphorylation. The record is from RefSeq and is a predicted model, not a curated record. Gene Ontology annotation, molecular function: ATP binding; MAP kinase activity.
AUGUCUUGCGUCGAGUACGUGAAGGGUCAAGCCUUCGAAGUCGGCCCGCGCUACAGAAGUCUCACCUAUAUAGGCGAAGGAGCCUAUGGAGUUGUCGUAUCUGCGAGAGACACAGUCACGGGCGAGAGCGUCGCGAUCAAGAAAAUUUCCCCUUUCGAACACCAAACCUACUGCCAGCGGACCUUGCGGGAAAUGAGAAUUCUCACUCGCUUCACGCAUGAGAACAUCAUCGAUAUCCGAGACCUCCUCGGAGCCCCGACCGUCGACCUCAUGAGGGAUAUCUACAUCGUCCAGUGUCUCAUGCACACGGAUAUGUGCAAACUCCUCAAGCAUCAGAGGCUAUCGAACGACCACGUUUGCUACUUCCUCUAUCAAAUCCUCCGCGGCUUGAAGUACAUUCAUUCAGCGAAUGUUCUGCAUCGCGACCUGAAGCCCAGUAAUUUGCUGCUCAACUCUUCGUGCGAUCUGAAAAUCUGCGAUUUCGGAUUGGCGCGAGUUGCCGAUCCCCAGCUGGAUCACAGAGGUUUCCUAACGGAGUACGUGGCAACUCGCUGGUAUCGUGCUCCUGAAAUUAUGCUGAAUUCGCGAGGCUAUACCAAGGCGAUUGACAUCUGGAGCGUGGGGUGUAUCCUAGCCGAAAUGAUCUCGAACAAACCUAUUUUCCCGGGCAAACAUUACCUCGAUCAGCUCAGCCACAUCCUCGCCGUUCUUGGAACGCCGAGCGCCGACGAUCUGAAUAUCAUACCGAAUCAGAGAGCUCGUACAUAUAUCCAGAGCUUACCGGCCAAACCCAAGAUUUCUUGGACUCGACUCUAUCCGUCGGCGGAUUCGUCCACUCUCGAUAUUCUGGCGAAGCUGCUGACUUUCAAUCCAGUCAAAAGGAUAACGGUCGAGGAAGCUCUGGCCCAUCCUUAUCUCGAGCAAUACUACGAUCCCGCGGAUGAACCAGUGGCGGGAACCCCCUUCACUGCUGAAAUGGAGAUCGAUAAUCUACCAAGGGAAACCAUAAAGAAAUUGAUGUUCGACGAGAUACGGUUGUACGCAGCUAGGGUUUGA